Messenger RNA from Lactuca saligna, 882 nucleotides. The record is from the annotation of a GenBank genome assembly. NCBI's taxonomy places the organism in Eukaryota, Viridiplantae, Streptophyta, Magnoliopsida, Asterales, Asteraceae.
AUGGCUGCUUCUUUCAGUACCAGCCAAUUGGGAUCUACUUUCUUGGGCGAGAGGAAUGGAAUCUGUGUUUCCAGUGUUCCUGUUAGUCACCUGAGCUUUAGAAGGAAGACAGUGGAAUGCAAAGAGUCAAGAAUCGGAAAGCAACCGAUUGAAGUCCCAUCAAAUGUGGUAAUCACAUUAGAAGGUCAAGAUAUGAAGGUGAAAGGGCCUUUAGGGGAACUUGCACUUUCAUAUCCAAGAGAAAUAGCAAUUGAUAGGCAGGAAUCAGUUCUUAAAAUCAGUAAAGCAGUGGAAACAAGAAGAGCUAACCAAAUGCAUGGCUUAUUCAGGACUUUAACAAGUAAUAUGGUGGUUGGUGUAUCAAAGGGAUUUGAGAAAAAACUUCAACUAAUCGGUGUUGGAUAUCGUGCAACCGUAGAAGGGAAAGAGUUAAUUCUAAGUCUUGGAUUUUCUCAUCCGGUCAAAAUGACAAUCCCGGAUGACCUAAAAGUCAAAGUUGAAGAAAACACGCGAAUUACUGUGAGUGGAUACAACAAGUCAAACAUCGGUCAAUUUGCGGCUACGAUAAGGAAGUGGAGACCUCCGGAACCGUACAAGGGUAAGGGUGUGAAAUAUGCCGAUGAGAUCGUUAGAAGAAAGGAAGGGAAAGCAGGGAAAAAGAAGUAGUCUGUGUAUUGAUAUCUGUUUCAGUCUCAGUUGUAAUUUCCUUUUCGAUACUUUUUUAUUUUUGGGUAUCAGAAGUUGUUUCUUGGCUUAAAUUGUGGAUUUUCUCUUUUUGGGUGGGUAUCCGUGACACUUUGAGAAUUCUAGUGCAAUACUUCAAAAUUAGAGCUGUUUAAUAGUUGUUGAUUGAGUUAAAUCUAGUUUUUUAUUAGAUUCGAG